ACAAUGAAAAAUAAGGAACACUGAAGAAGAAAGGGCAAAACAAAGAGAAAUCUAUUGAAAUUGCAAAAUAAAGAAUUAAAAAAAAAAAGUGGAUUCCUCACCGCAAUUUCUCAUUGAGCACGCAACAAAUUCAGAGCUUUUAUACUUUUCUCUUUUUCUUCAACAAAACACACACCACACCAAACCUCGUUUCUUCUUCUUCUUCUUAUUAUUAUUCUUCUUCACCGAUUUCAUCAAUCACAUGGGUAUUUCGUGGAGUAGUAGUAGAAGAAGAAACAAUUUCAUUCAGAACCCACCUCCACCACCGGCACUGCCACCUCCUUACUAUUAUUCUUCAGCAUCUCAUCCUCCUCCUCCUCCGCCGCCGCCGCCGCCUCCUCAGCCGCAAGGUUACUUUUUUCCGUCAACAACACCUUACACCCCACACUCAACUAGCUAUGUCACUCCCCCUGCUUUGCCACCACCACCUCCUCCUCAGAACCAUUCAUUCUAUUACACCAAUCCCAAUGGGUACAACAACUAUACCAACUCUAUGAUGGGUGGCCUUCAUUGCCACCCUUUCUAUGUGAAUCAGAAUCAUGGUGGUGGGUGGGGUGCAGUUCGUCCUUCUGCUGCCACUGCAUCAUCCACCCCACCUCCUUAUGUUGAUCAUCAAACUGCUAAGAAGAUCAGGAACUAUGUCAAUGUUCAUAAAGACACCUUGCGGCUUGAGAUUGAUGAGCACAACCCUGAUCACCACCUCGUUUCAUUCGUUUUUGAUGCUCUCUAUGAUGGCAGCAUUAGUAUCUACUACUUUGCCAAGGAAGAAGAAAAAUGUAGGUUUGUUCCUCUAUUUCCUGAUGCAUUUCAGCCAGUCAGAAUCCCCUUUCAGAAAGGAGCUGGCCAGAAAUUUGCUCAGCCUUCAGGAACAGGGAUUGACUUAGGCUUCUUUGAGUUGGAUGAUCUUUCAAAGUCCUCACCUAGUGAAGAUGUCUUUCCUCUUGUAAUAUGUGCUGAAACAUGUUUGAGAACUCCCUCAUCAGAUGACACUCCUGAUGAUUCCAUGCUAGAUGCAUCCCCUCACAUGCAAAUAACUCAAGGUGUCUUAGAGAAAAGCAAUGGUGGUGGUCCUUUCCAGAUUAAAGUAGUUAGGCAGAUUCUUUGGAUUGAUGGUGUUCGAUAUGAGUUGAGAGAGUUAUAUGGUAUAGGAAGCUCAGCAGCAACCGAUUUUGAUGACAAUGAUCCUGGGAAGGAGUGUGUAAUAUGCAUGACUGAACCAAAGGAUACUGCUGUCUUACCUUGUCGACAUAUGUGUAUGUGCAGUGAGUGUGCUAAAGCUCUGCGGCUUCAAUCCAAUAAAUGCCCUAUAUGCCGUCAGUCUAUUGAGGAACUUAUAGAGAUCAAGGUUAACAAUGGUGAUCAAUGAGUAUUUUCUCGUGAUGCUAAGUUGAAUUGCAUGACAUUUCCAAUAAAUUCCUUGGUUGUUUUGAAGAAAAUUUCCCCCUUUUUACAUGUCUGCAGUCAGGUUAUAUAUAUCAAUUUUAUUUUAUUUUUGUAAAUUUUAGUACAUAAUCUGUUUAUAGUUCUUGUCUGUGACUGAAAGGUAAUGGGUUUGAAUCCAAGAAAAUCUCUUUGCAAAUAUGUAAGGAUAAGAUUGCGUACAAGAAUGACUCUCAUCCCUACCCUCAAUAGUUGAGGUUUAAUGGGGAGUGGUUUAAUCUGUCUAUAAUUUUUGUAUGAUGUGUUUGAGGGAAAAUUAGAUCAUAUGCGCUCUCUGGGUGAUUGAAUGUUGCUCCCGUGUCAUCUAUAUUGUACAGGUGAUCAUGUUUCCAUAGUUUUGUCUGUGUGGUGUUUCAGAGAUCAUUUGCCUAGUGUUUGCUGAACAAGGGAGAAAUAAAAUAACACCUGAUUUGGUUGCUGGAAAACUUCCUUUAUUUAUCAUGAAGGUGAAGCUUCUUCCCUACUGAAUUAUGUGUGAAAGCUAUCACAGAUUUAAUCAUGUAGUCAUCAAUCGAUGUUUGAACCAGUUGGUACAGUCUCAUUAACGUGACGUGAAAUAUUGAAUACAAAGAGAAGGACUAGGUGUUGGACGUUCUUUUUCUUCUAUUUACUAGCGAGAGGUUAAACUAAUCCAAAUUUGUCCCUGCCCUCAUCCCUUCUACAUUUCCUCUCCCAAAUAUAACUAGAUAAUGAGGUACAGGUAUGAUGCUUUAUUAGCGCUUGUGAGCUAUUAUAUAUUGUAACUUUGUAAGGUCCUGCUUGUUUGGA
Molecule: messenger RNA, 2247 nt
Organism: Gastrolobium bilobum
Lineage: Eukaryota; Viridiplantae; Streptophyta; Magnoliopsida; Fabales; Fabaceae
Product: probable E3 ubiquitin-protein ligase LUL4
Exons: 3
Coding region: 242-1405 (387 amino acids)
Biological process (GO): protein ubiquitination
Molecular function (GO): ubiquitin protein ligase activity
Source: RefSeq, a predicted model, not a curated record